Messenger RNA from Heterocephalus glaber (naked mole-rat), 5543 nucleotides. RefSeq names its product synaptonemal complex protein 3 (gene Sycp3). The record is from RefSeq and is a predicted model, not a curated record. Gene Ontology annotation, biological process: spermatid development; meiotic cell cycle. Lineage: Eukaryota; Metazoa; Chordata; Mammalia; Rodentia; Bathyergidae. Gene Ontology annotation, cellular component: synaptonemal complex.
UUUAGCGGGUUGUCUGAAUGUCACUGUAAAGCAAAGGAUUUAUGCUAGAAAGUUGUACAGAAACAAAGAUUUGGGUUUCUCUAGUGAUGCAAAGAUAGCCUACACCCCACGAGGGGUCGGAAAGGAGACGGGUGAUCAAAUUACGGGGUACACGUGGGGUCGUUCGUCUUGUGAUUCAGGAAGGUCCUUGGCACAGGAGCCUUGGAAGUAGGCUUUCUGAAUUUUUGCUUUGUUUUUUGUUUGUUGAGACAGGGUCUCGCUAUGUAGCCCAGGCUGGUCUUGAACUCACAGAGAUCCUCCUGCCUCAGCCUGCCAGGUGCUGGGAUUACAGGUGUGCACCCCCACAUCCCUAGCCCUUUGGAAUUUUUUUUUUCCCCCUUUGGAAGUUUUGAAGCCUGGCAACCAUUGGUUCAGACAUAGUCCUGUAGGAGCCCAGUGUGUGCCUCAUCCACUUGGCUCCUAUCAUGAGACACAUGAGACCAGGUGGUCGAUGCAGAGCACAAACGUAUUUCUGCACAGUGCUGGAGGCCGGAAGUCCGGGGUCACAGCACUGCCAGGCUCAGCUGUCUAGAGUGGGUGAUGUCUGCGUCCAGGACGGCGCCCAGAACCCCGAGUCCCCAGGGUAUCGUGUCCUCACCUGGCAGCCGGCCGAGUGCCCUGGGUGAGGCCCUUGGUAGCGGCCUGCCCCCCAUGAGUGCUGCACCGUGAGUUAUCACCACCGGGGGUCCCACCUGUCAGCACCUUUACAUUGCUGCUGAAAUCUGAGCAGGAAUUUUAGAGAGAACAAAAUCACAGCACCGUGAUUUGGAAGAAGGAAAACUGUAUCACCCGACUGCAGCAUGGAGCUCCAACCCCAGGCCCUGGAUGCAGUUUCCAGACCAAACUGCACUUUCGUUGUUGUUAUUUUGGGGGUUUUUUUAGAGACAGGAUUUCUGUAUAUUCCAAGCUGACCUCGAACUCAUGGGGAUCCACCUGCCUCAGCUUCCCAAGUGCUGGCAUUUCCAGCAUGCAGCACCACGCCCUGCUUUGAAGCCUUGGUUUUUAUAAAAGGGACACCCAGGCCAGAGGGCACCUGACUUGCUCCGGGUCUUAGGGCCAAAAGAGGCAGAGGGGGCCAGGAACCCAGCUCCACCCUCCUGUCACCUCUGGCUCGUGCGGUCCCCUGCGGUGGUGGUACCGUCUGACACGCUCUGUGCCUGUCACUCGGUGCCUGCACUAGGCCUGCUGCAGCACGGCUUUCUCCUCUCAAAUUCGGGGAGGCCCUGCUCUGACUCCACAGAGUCUUCAUUUCCACUGAUGCCGUGUGCAUACAUAAGGGUUACAGAAGGCCACUAAAUUGAGAAAGGAGGGAAACCAAGUCCUGGAGAUCUCUAAGACGAAAGCAUCGGUUUUGCUCUUUUGUUUUUGUUUUUUGAGCCAGGGUCUCACUAUAUAGCCCAGGCUGGUGCUGAACUUGUGGCGAUCCUCCUGCCUCAGCCCCCUGAGUGUGGGGAGCACAGCGAGAGCCCCCCUCCCAGCUCUCAGGGCCCUUUGAGAGAGGAGGAGCUGGCAGAGCCAGUGAGAAGCUGCCAACAGGGUCAGAGGGGAGAGCGUGAGGCUGCUGAGCCCCAGGAAGCAUGGACACGAGUAAAGCAGGCAAGGCCACGCUGGAGCAGUCAGCGCUGACCGCGGCUGAGUCGAGGGAGAACUAGAGGGCGUCCACUGGGCUCACCAGUGUGGGGUCACCCGGGGCUUCAGGACAAGAGCUGUUACAGAUGCGGUGCCUGAUGACGUGCAUCUGUGAUCCCAGCACUCGGGAGGCUGAGGCAGGCCAGCCUGGGCUACGCAGCAAGAGCCUGUCAAAACAAAAUUACAUAAGAGAUGAGGGAUGUAAAAGGAUAUAGAAAGUUGGAGAGUCAGUGGAUUGGAGAAAAUGUUGGAUAAAUUUUAUGCCAAAGAAACAGGAGUUUUUAAAACUAUGAAAUAGGAUCUCAAGACAAAAUCCAUUAUUAGGGUCACUGCAUGAUGACUAAAGCCUCAACUGAUAGGAAGAUAUAUAAAUGAUAAAUUUCCAUCUAAUUAAGUACAAAAUACCAUUGCAAGGAAAAAUUUUUAAUUCCACUAUCAGGAUAGAAGACUUUAACACAUAUCCAGUCACUUUAGUUAUUCUGAGGCUAAGCAGAAUAAUUAGCAAAUGAAAUAAAAGGUUGAGACAAUAAUCUUGAUUUCAGAAUUUUCUGCACCCAAGUUAGUAUAUCCACUCUUCACAAGCAUGUGUAGGACUGGUUCAAAAUGGCCUUGUGCUAGGUCGUAAAGCAAGCGAUAAAUUCCAAGUCAUGAGUAUCAUCCACAUGACAGGGAUGUUGUGUUAGAAUAUUCCAAUAAAAAGAGUAAGUUUUUCAGACCACCUUUAUCCAAAAGUCUAAAAAUACAUAACUAACUGAUAAGUCAAAAGAGUAGUAAUGGAAGUUUAAAAAUAUUUAGCUCUGAAUGGUAUCGAAAAUACUGUAUGUUGUAACAUGGGAUUCAUCUGAAUGGUACACAGAGGGAAAGUUAUCACAUUAAAGCAGCACCUCAGUGGGCAUGGUGGUGCACACCUGUAGUCCCAGUACUUGGGAGGCUGAGGCAGGAGGAUCACUUGAGUUCGAGGCCAGCCUGAACUGCAAAGUGAGACUGUCUCAAAGAUAAAUAAGCACCUCAAGAGAGGAGAAAGGCAGAAAAGAAAGAAGCUAGCAGUCUAAAAUAAAAAAUAGAAAAAUUAAAACAAAGCAAGAAUAAUAAAGACUAAAUGUAAAUAAAUGAAAUAAAAAUUAAAAGGCUUACUAGAUAAUGUAAGGACAGCAGUGAGGGACACUCCCAAUAUGACUGCCCACAGAAACAAUCUCAAACCUUUUGAUUGGACAGUUUGUACGUGGCAUGACACCAAGUGAGUAAAUGAUAGGAUGCUGUCCCAGGGCCUUGUCUGCGUGGAGAGAGGUAGCCUGGGAACUGGCCUCUACAGAAGAGCCCUUUCCUGUAUCCUCUGGCCUGUGAGUUGUUCACCAGCCACUCUUACUGUGCACUCUGUUCUUUUCCGUCUUUGGUAAAUGCACACCUUCCAGGCCCAGUGGCACACAUCCAUAAUCAAGGCCCUUGGAAGGCUGAGGCAAGAGAGUUGUCAUGAGUUCAAGGCCAGCCUGAGCUACAGACUGAGACUCCAUCGCUGAAACAAAAGUGAGCAAAUUAAAAAACGAGUGAAGCUUCCUCUGUCCACCCGUUAGCGCACGUGGGUGCACACACACACAGAUGAAACCGCUGAUACUGAAGACCUGUUAAUAAAGGAGACUACGUGAUUUAUUGUGUAUUUUAUGACACCGCUACACAAAGUUACAAAACUAAAUGAAAUGGAGCAUUCCUUAGAAAGGGGCUGUUCCCUGUACUGUCACUGACAAUGCCCGAUUCCCACAGAGGAAACACAGAACUGCGGCAGCUGCUCCACAGGCAGCUGCUCCACAGGAGCCCGGCUGUGCGGGUCAGGGCGUCCCACCCACACUCGGGGCCGGGUUUGGGCUGCAGGACGAAGUGGGCGAGCGUGAGAAGCAACCCCCAGUGCCGACAGCCCCCAGAGGAGCGGAGCGGACGCCCCGGGCGCCAGGCCCCAGCGAAUCGCCAAGUGAUGCCUUGUGGCCAACGCGUCAGUCCUGGAGGGCGAAGAUGUGCUGGUAGCCGGGAUCGGGUUAAGAAGGGCACCGGCGGGCACUGGGAGCCUGAGGCAGGGGGUCCCAAGUCGAACCCAGCCUGGACAACUUAGGGCGAUCCUAUCUAAAAAUAACUUUAAAGGGCUGAGGGUCUAGCGAGACCCAGUUUUAAAAGAAGGGGAGGCUGGGGAUGCAGCUCAGGCCCAGGCUCAACCCCCAGCACCGCAAAAAAUAACAAUCUGUAGAACACGGUGCAGUGUUUUUUACAGCCCAAACCCCCUCUCCGCAUCUGUUUCUCUUCUCUUUUCUGUGUCUCUCAAAGCUCUCCGCCUCGGUCCCGGGAGGGCGCCUCACAGGUGACAGCCCUGUGACUCGCUCGGGACCACCCCAGCACGGCGCCUCGCGCUUGCGCACCAGCGUGCCCGGCACGCUCCUGACUAGUGACUUCGCGCGCCCCGCCCAAAGGGGCGGAGCCACCGAUCCUGGGCGCACGCGCGCGGCGUCCAGCCAAUCAGCGCCGCGCCCGCCAAAAAGCGCCAGGCUCUUCAGCGCUGUCCGAGUUUCCUCAGAGGCGGCGGCGGCUGCGAGGCGGUGCGUGAGGAAGGAGGUCGGCGGCCGGGCCGGAGUUCACCAUGGUGCCCGCCGGCAGGAAGCACCCCGGGAAGGCAGGGAAGGCGCCGCUGGAGCAGCCACCCGGGACAGCCUACGACUCGGACAGGGGCGAGCGCGGCCUGAGCGGCUCCGAGGACGAGGAGGCGCCCGCAGGAAAGAUUCCAGUAAUUGAUAAGCGUGGGAAAAAAAGGUCGUCUUCAGAGAUGCUGGAAGACAUGGGGGGUGAAGUACAGAAUAUGCUGGAAAAAUUUGGAGCUGACAUUAACAAGGCCCUCCUUGCCAAGAGAAAGAGACUAGAAAUGUAUACCAAGGCUUCCUUCAAAUCCAGUAGCCAGAAAAUUGAACAUGUUUGGAAAACACAGCAAGAGCAAAGGCAGAAACUUAACCAAGAGUUUUCUGAGCAGUUCCUGGCUGUGUUUCAGCAGUGGGAUACAGAUCUGAAGAAGGCUGAGGAGCAAGAAGAGAAACUGGUGAGUAUAAUGCGACAACAACAAAAAGUUUUUCAACAAUCCAGAAUUGUUCAGAACCAGAGACUGAAAACGGUUCGACAGUUGUAUGAGCAGUACCUCAAGAGUUUGGAGGACUUGGAGAAGAAUCACGAUAGUCUACUUAGUGGGACACAAAAUGAACUUAAAAAAGAAAUGGCUAUGUUGCAAAAGAAGAUUAUGAUGGAAACUCAGCAGCAAGAGAUGGCAAGCGUCCGCAAGUCUCUUCAGUCCAUGUUGCUCUGAUGACUCUUUGGAGAAAGAACGUGAACCUAAGCAACAAGACACAAUUGCAACAUUAGCUAAGAGGCACAAAAGUCUUGGGAGCAACUUACAAUUCUAGUUAAACUUAACACCUUUAGUCACAGAAGUUCCAGUUUAAAUUAUAACACUUUAAUCAUUAUCAUGUUUAAGUGUAAGACCUCCCUUUCUAUUCACUUCCAAAUAAAAUACAGUUAUGUGAGGAGCGGCUAUCCCUCAACUGUAUGUGACAAGCUUUCAGCUCUUCAGUUGUAGCAGUCAACUUUUCUAGCACUGUUUAUUAACUUUUGUCAAUAAAGAAUAUUCAGAGUUAGUGUAUCUCUGUCCAUCCCUAAACAUACAAAGAACAAGUUACAUUGUUUGGGGAUUGCGUGGGGUUGGGUUGUUUUGGGUUUUGAGACAGGGUCUUGCUAUGUUGCCAAAAACAAGAUUUAUAAAUAUUAAUUUAAAGACAUGGGUUUACAGAUAUGUCAUUUCUGUAGACAUCAAAGUACCCUAUAAUCAGGCUUGGUCUGCAGUUAAAUGACAC